This is a messenger RNA of Symbiodinium sp. CCMP2592, 1740 nucleotides long. The record is from the annotation of a GenBank genome assembly. NCBI's taxonomy places the organism in Eukaryota, Dinophyceae, Suessiales, Symbiodiniaceae.
AUGCUUUCACAAAUCAUUGAGGCAGAUAAGCAGAUGUUCAUUCUUGCAAGCAACAACCUCAUGGGACGUCUAACGGCCUCGCCAGGGGGAGAUGGCAAAGGCAAGAAGGGAAAGGACAAGGGGAACAAGGGCUGGUGCCUGAAGGUCCCUUCCAUUGAGUGCGUCCAUCAGUGGAGGGAGCGACGGGGGCGCAUUGCAAACUGGGGCCAAAUCACGAGUGAUGAUCUCUUGACCUUGUUUGAUAUGCUCCCUCAGGGAAAUCUUCAGAAGGGUCAGAGAGAAGUGAAACAGUCCUUCGUAACCGGCUGUUACUCCCAAGGUGGAUUCCGUGGGUUGCGUAAGGAGUGUGCAGAGUUUCCAUACGCAAGUCGUGUCAUGACCCGCUUUGUGCAGGAGCGUCUUCCAGGUCAUGUUUUCUCCACAUGUGGCAUUUUUGCAGACAGUCUCACGCCUUUGCAUCGUGACGGCCGCAAUGCGCAGUGGCCGAAUGCGGUUUUUCGCUUGAGUGAUUUUAAGGAGGGGGGCUUAUGGAUAGAGGGCCGUGGGGACGAUGUUCGAGUCUUCAAUUCUAAAGAGCUGGUUGGAGCGGUUCACGAAAUUGGGGACGAUCCGCUUAUCUUUGAUGUAGAGGCAGCGCACCAAUUGAACUUCGUGCUACCUCCUGAGGUGCCGUUGCCUGUGCAAACGGCGCAGCUGGGAGAACGGCUCAUAGUCUUGAAGCGAAACUUGGCGGUGGCGCGAGUGAAGCAGGAGGUGAAGAGAUGCAGUGAUGCUGAGGCGGAGCUUCGCAAGGCCAUGCACCCGGCAGUGGCUAAGGUUAUGAGCGGCAAAUCCAUUUUGGCGUUGGAAUCUUUACUCAAGUCCGAGGGCUAUGACGAUCUUGAAGUCAUCGGUUUCUUAAAAGAAGGGGUAAGGUUGGUCGGAACUUCCCAAUGCCCAGAAUGCUUUGAUCGUAAGUUUGUCCCCGCUUUCUUGACAGAGACGGAGCUCAUGGCCUCAGCGGCCACCAGACGAAAGUCCUUGUUGAGUAAGUUCGAAAAGGUAGACCCGGAGGAGGCACGGAUCUUGAAGGAGGCCACGGAUGAGGAAGUGGCCAUGGGCUUUUUGGAGGGCCGAGCGCACAAGGAUGCAUCGGAGUGGAAGGGCAAAACACUUGACCUCAGCAAAGCUUACAAGCAACUUGCUAUCCAUCCGAGUAGCGCAGAAAACGCAGACUCCACGGCGAGUGCAUUCUUGGAUGCCCUAGGAUGGCGUCACGCCAAGACGGGCGCAAAAGGCAUUGGUCUAGCCGCCCACGAUUGCUUCAGUGGAACAGGCUGGGUCUUCACAGGAAAGGUCCCGUUGCAGUUGCUUGAAUCUUGGAAAGCAGAGGUAGGAGAGCAACUCAUCUGCGAGAUCGAGAUGUUUGCUGUGCUAGCUUCCCUGCUGCAACUGAAUGCUCUUGUGUCGUCUCGCCGCAUAGUGUGGUGGGUUGACAACGAUGCAACCAGAGGUGUCAUGAUCAAGGGCGCCAGCCGCAGUUGGGCCAUGCACACUUUAGCCCGAGUGUUCUCUGAGCUCGACAGAGAAUGGCCAUCCAUGUGGUGGGUUUGCAGAGUCCCAUCCUACUCCAAUCCGGGGGAUGCGCCGUCGAGAUACCAAGGAGAGGAGUCUUUGGUGACGGUCGGAGCAUCUUGUGUGCAACCCUUCUCGAGACUUGAAGAGCUUGUUGGAAGGAUCCAGGCCUUCAACCGAGCGUGA